UUUCAAUCAAUUUUUCGUGUUAUGUUAUGGCUCCAUCAAGGUGUUGAUGAUUCUGCCAAUGUCGAUGUGAGAAUUUAAAAAAACGUUCAAAGCCGGAUCGCAUAAACGCUGAAGAGUUGGUAUUAUUUACACAAAACCAUUAGAUUAAACAGCUAUGGGUUAUAGAUUUCACCCUAUCCGUACCCAGUCCAUACAAUCAGGCCCGCGAAAAGGAAUCUGGAGAGACGAAGGUCUGGCCUAGACUUUGUUAUAAGUUUUGAAACCCCUAUAAAGAAUUGAAUAUAAAAUUAGUGCAGGAGCUAUAUGCUAUGAGAUCUACGAAGAAUGUACCCUGCUCGAAUAAUAAAUACCCCUCAACAUCUCCCGAUCUUGUCUCGAAGUAAACAUGGGGACGAGAGAAGGACAAAUAUACAUGAUUCCGAUACGUGUGACAGGGGCAGAUGCGACCAUAGCCCCGCCCAUGGCACUUGAGUCCGCUUGGAUUGGCUUCGCCUCGAACGCCAUCAGUCUUCCACGGUUAGCCCACAAUACAAGUCUAUUAGUGACCCACUAAGUGAUGGAGGUAUUUGAACAACACAACGAGAUCUCUACAUCUUUCAACAACAACAACAUCAAGCACAACUACAAUGAAUGCAAAGAAUUCUACAAUAGCUACAUUGAUAUCGAGGACAAGAAAGAUUUUCUAGAGAAGACUUAUAGACCGAAAUUAGAAGACACAGCGCAUUUGAACACGCCGUUUUCCGUCAAAGAUAUACUUAACAUCAACCAGACGAACAUAUACAACUACGAGAGGACUGAAACUUGGAAGAACGAACGACGCUACGAAUAUAUGUACCAGCCUCAAACGUGCCCUGAAUACUUCGGACAGAUGUAUCCAAAUAUCCCUAUGCAUACAAACAUAGAGCCUUAUUGGAGCGAGCCGUACCACGACCCGAAGAUGGAAGAAUAUUACAGCUACAACCCUUACUGCCAUAACGUUUGUCAAAGCUUUGAUCAGUAUGUCCUGCCUCAUGUAGAAUCUUCAACAGAACCUCAAAGAGAACUUCAUACGCCGACGUCACAAUUUCAAGACAGAUUUGCUGAGAAGACUGUGCCACCUGUUGAGGAUCCACCGCAAUAUCCUGCCAUGGAGACGUUUGAGAAGCUGCCGGCAGUGUCCAGGAGAAAUUCAAAAACUCCGACAAGUCCAUGCUCAGACAAGACGGACAGAAAAGACAAACGAGCCAAAAGAAAACCACGGAUCCUGUUUUCCCAAACGCAGGUCCACGAGCUUGAGAAACGCUUCAACGCCCAAAGAUACCUCUCAGCACCUGAACGAGAAGAAAUGGCCAAGUACUUACACCUGUCACCCACGCAAGUCAAGAUUUGGUUCCAGAACAGACGAUACAAAAGUAAAAGGAUUAAACCUGAUGAAGUAAGCACCUCUACUGAUGCGAAACCAAACAAGAAUACAGGCAGAAAGUUCUUCAAACCAGAAACUAAAGAAAAAGAAGACAUAAGCUUUGAUACCUUUAAAUCUAUCGCUGAUACGUAUGAAAAAGACGAAUCAUUAACUUCUACAAAUUAUUUCGAAGAUACCUUCCCAUACGAAGAGAACCAAGACAAGUUUUUUAGAGAAAAAACUGAUGAAAAAGUUAGUUCAAAUGUGGGAAUGUACUAUGUUAACCAUUCAUACGAAAUGCCUAAAGAAUAUAACGAAACGCCGGAAGUUAAAAAGUAUUUUUCUAAAAUACAAUUUGUUGAUAAUUUUUAACGUGAAAUUAGUUUUUUAGUGCUUAUAAGUAAGUUUUAUUGUUUCGACUGUUAUGAUUUGAUAUAUUCUAGGUUUUUUUAUAGGUAUUGUUUUUUAAGUUGUUUUUUGUAGGCGUAAUAGUUUUAUACCUACGUCUACAUUUUUAGUUUUGACUGUCAUUAGUUAUUUACGUCUUGCCUUAAAAUGUGCCAUUUUAGACUGAAUACCAAAGUAUUACAAGUAUUUUGUUAUCAUGUACUUAAUUUUGAUUAUAUCUUGUGCGUUUAUGCGCGAUAAUUCGUGUAAAAUAUUAAAAUAAGUAUUAUUAAGUUGUUUUUGUAUUGUUUAAAGUUGACAGUACUUAGUUAUUAGAGAGUAACAGACUCAUGCCAAAGUAUUAGAUAUAUUUGUAAAUAGAUAAAUCACUAUUAAAUAAAAUGUUUCAUUGAAUUUUCGUUUCGUUUUGUUUAAAAGAAAAUAAAAAUGGAAUAAGUAAGUAAAAAACAUACUUAAUCAUUCCAUCCUGUAAAAAAAUGAUAAGGAGCAAGGGUAGAUAGUAAAUUAGCCUAGCCAUACCUAUAAAAAAAAACCGGCCAAGUACGAGUCGGACUCGCGCACCGAGGGUUCCGUUCAAACCUGUA
Molecule: messenger RNA, 2373 nt
Organism: Cydia pomonella (codling moth)
Lineage: Eukaryota; Metazoa; Arthropoda; Insecta; Lepidoptera; Tortricidae
Product: homeobox protein Nkx-2.3-like
Exons: 4
Coding region: 557-1753 (398 amino acids)
Biological process (GO): cell differentiation; regulation of transcription by RNA polymerase II
Cellular component (GO): nucleus
Molecular function (GO): DNA-binding transcription factor activity, RNA polymerase II-specific; RNA polymerase II cis-regulatory region sequence-specific DNA binding
Source: RefSeq, a predicted model, not a curated record